Pyricularia oryzae 70-15 is the source of this 1202-nucleotide messenger RNA. RefSeq lists its product as uncharacterized. Bases 313 to 1101 code for a protein of 262 amino acids. Lineage: Eukaryota; Fungi; Ascomycota; Sordariomycetes; Magnaporthales; Pyriculariaceae. Gene Ontology annotation, biological process: mycotoxin biosynthetic process. The record is from RefSeq and is a predicted model, not a curated record. The transcript has 6 exons.
CAACUCUCCACUGAUACUGGUCCCAUUUGUACCAAGUCCAGUCCAAAAGUAGACUAGAUGUGAUACCAUGUAUCCAUUAGCCGAUGGCUGUAUGGCAAUGGCUGACGGGUCCGAGUCCCUCCACCAGUUCAGUUAUUUUCGGUUUCCCCCUGGCGGUCCUCUUUAUCCGUCUUUUCUUCUUGUCCUCAUGGCCGGCCAUCUGUGAUCAUUCGCUUCUUGAACGUAUAAUUUUAGGUUUGACACCUAUUCUUCGCCAAGCACUAGCCAAGACUUAACCGUCCAUCCACCGCGUCGGGAAUACCCCUCCACAUAAUGUCGUUGAAGUCCAUCCCGAACAUGUCCCAAAGGGCUUACGAGAGCCUCGACCAAGAGGACCCCUUGAGCGGCCGCACCAAGGCCGACUACAGCCACGACGAGAAGGACGUCCCCUACUGGCCGAGGUUCCAAAACGAUGGGUCUCUGACGCCUCGGACCGAAAAGUACCGCGCCCGGCUCGGCUCGUUUGCGCGGGUCGCCAACACGGUGCUCCUCGUCGUCAUCGCCGGUCUGCUGGCCGCCCUGCUGUGGCGCGAUGGCAGGUCGCGGGCGUCGCUGCAGGUCGGAGGGGAUUUCGGUGGUGCCGGGCCUCAAUUCGGCACUAAAAUCACCAAGUGGGACGCCGACGAAGCUUAUGUUCCCAAGGACCCGAACGAGUUCUUUUCCAAAAAGACGAUUGACCAAUGGAACACCAUGAUGCCUGCGGGUAACGGUUGGCGACAGGACGAAAACAUAACCUUCUUCACGACCUCGAUGACGCACCAGCUGCACUGCGUGUUCAUGAUGGCCAGGAUAUAUGCAGCGCUGCAGCCCGGCGUCAACCGGACCCUCCCGGAGGAUUACCAGUCUCACUACCUACACUGCAUCGACUACCUUCGCCAGGCGAUCAUGUGUGCGGGCGACGUGGCCAUGGAGCCGCACUCGCCGACCGACGCCGACGACAAUGGGCCGGGGGACGGAAGCUGGGCGGGAUAUCAUGUCUGCAAGGACUACAGCCAGGUGACGAACUAUAUCGAAGGCGAAAUCAGAGAUGGCGUCAGGACUGUGCUUCCCAUCGACGACUAAUGCAGGGCCUUGAGCAUCUACAAGGUUUGAAGAUGGACUUUUAAUCUGUAUGAUGGAUUUGUCAGACCUCGGGUAAAUCAAUUAAGGUUUUCUUUUUGGCA